Messenger RNA from Rasamsonia emersonii CBS 393.64, 906 nucleotides. RefSeq lists its product as uncharacterized. NCBI's taxonomy places the organism in Eukaryota, Fungi, Ascomycota, Eurotiomycetes, Eurotiales, Trichocomaceae. The transcript has 3 exons. The record is from RefSeq and is a predicted model, not a curated record. The coding region runs from base 1 to 906 and encodes 301 amino acids.
AUGACUUCGGCCACUGCUGCUUCGCCCGCCAACACAAGAGAGUUCCUCCUAGGCUUAAUCGAGCCGGCGGUUCUGCUUCCUUGGGCGGCGUAUCACUAUGCCGUCGUCUGUUUAGAGACUGUCUUCAAACGAGGACAGCUCCUUAAGCCAUUGCUGCGCUCGAGAGAGAUUCGCGAUGAGGCGUUUGGCAGGUUCUGGGUGGAUUUUUCUGUCCGAGGAGAUGACCAGCAACUGGUUGAUAUCGACGAGACCCAACUCCAAGGCUCAGCCGCGCUGGUCCCGCCCCUCCUGGCGCGCGCUUCCGGCGUCGUGCUCGACCUCGGCCCUGGCACGGGCACCCAGAUGCCUUUCCUCCGCUCGCCCGCUAUCCGCGCCAUCUACGGCGCUGAGCCCUGCGUGGGCCUGCACGCCCAGCUGCGGCGGCGCGUCCUGGCUGCUGGUCUGGAAGGGAAGUACCACAUUGUGCCCAGCGGUGCGGAGAAGGAGGCUCUUCUACCCGCGCUGGACAAGCUGGGUGUGACUGCUGCUUCAGAGGGAAUAUUCGACACCAUCAUCUGCGUGCGCGUCCUCUGCUCCGUGCCUGACCCCGCGCGCACCAUUGCAGACUUGUACUCCCUCCUAAGGCCAGGCGGACAGAUGCUCAUCGUCGAGCACGUCGUCAACCAGUGGCGGCCCUGGAAGAGGCGAACGAAGGGCAGCCUCCUAGCACGCCUCAUGCAAGCGCUCUACACCGCUCUGGGGUGGAGCUUCUUCAUGGGCGACUGCCAUCUGGACCGCGACACGACGGGUUACUUGAUUCAGGCGGCGGAGAAGGAUGGCGGCUGGGCCAGUGUUGACCUCGAGCACAGGUGGGAAUGGUCGGCUAUGCCGUAUGUUUCGGGGGUGUUGGUUAAGAAAACUACCUAG